AGGUGUUCUGUGCUCUGAGUCCACACAAUGCCACAGGAAGAAGCUCACUUCGGUUACCCCAGGAAGGGCCACAGCCACUCUUACGUCACCGCUGAAGAGGCUGCGGGGAUUGGCAUCCUGACCGUGGUCCUGGGAAUUGCUCUGCUCAUCGGCUGCUGGUAUUGUAGAAGACGAAGUGGAUACCGAACCUUGACGGAAAAAAGGCUACAUGCUGGUACUCAAAGUAUCCUGAAGGGAAGAUGCCCGAGGGAACAAUGCUCAUGUGAUGGUCUUGGUCAUCAGGACAGCCCACUGGCUUUUCAAGAGAAAACUCAUCAGCCUGUGGUUCCCAACGCUCCACCUGCCUAUGAGAAGCUUUCUUCAGACCGGUCACCACCACCAUAUGCACCCUGACGCCAGCAAGGGGCUAAGAAUGCUGAGAUGAUUUCCCUCACACUUUUGCUUUAAGGCUGGUAGACACCCAUGCUUUUCUUUAGAAUGCUACAUAAUGUGCGUCUCUACUAACAGGCCAGUGUUACGUUCUUGUUAGGUCAACCAGAGAAAUAGUGAGGAAUGGUGAGAAAUAUGAACCUGGGAAACGCUUUAAUAAACAUUUUAAUGCAUAUUAUCUGUCCCAGAAGUAAUACUAUUAAAUCAUCAUCAUCAUAAUCAUCAUCAUCAUCAUUUUGAGGGGUAAAACUCACAUGGAUGACCUGGGAGCACCUGAUUUCUUUGUGAAGAAAAGAUUUUUUUUUUAACUUCAGUU
Molecule: messenger RNA, 745 nt
Organism: Peromyscus maniculatus bairdii (prairie deer mouse)
Lineage: Eukaryota; Metazoa; Chordata; Mammalia; Rodentia; Cricetidae
Gene: Mlana
Product: melan-A
Cellular component (GO): melanosome; trans-Golgi network; endoplasmic reticulum membrane
Source: RefSeq, a predicted model, not a curated record